CGCGCCCACGGGCCAAUGAUAUUCGCGGGGAUGGGCAAAGGGGCGGGGUUCAGCGGCCGGCAGUGCGGCCGGACCGGAAGUUGGUGCCGGACCGGAAGUGGCGCCGGGCGCGUGGGGGCGAUGGGGAUCGGAGGCAAAAUCAACCGGCCCCGAACGGAGCUGCGCAAGAAGCUGUUCAAGCGGCGGCGGGAGCGGGCGCGGGGGCGGCGGCAGAAGCGGCGGUCGCUGUCGGUGCCCGCGGUCCCGGCCCCGGUGUGGGGGAAGCGGCUGCGGAAGGAGCUGAAGCGGCUGCGGGGGGCGUCGCGGAGGGCGCUGAAGGCGGCGGCGAGCGAGGCGAAGCGGCCGCGGGAGGAGCCGGGGAGAGCGAGCUGCGACGUGGAGAUGGCGGAGUGAGCCCGGGGCCGCCCCGGUGUCACCGGGGCCACCGACUCACCGCGCCGGGCCCUGCCCGGUGCCCCCGGUGCUCUCCCC
Messenger RNA from Pyrgilauda ruficollis (rufous-necked snowfinch), 471 nucleotides. It is a transcript of the gene CUNH11orf98, whose product is annotated as chromosome unknown C11orf98 homolog. The record is from RefSeq and is a predicted model, not a curated record. Bases 16 to 393 code for a protein of 125 amino acids. The transcript has 4 exons. Lineage: Eukaryota; Metazoa; Chordata; Aves; Passeriformes; Passeridae.